AGUCUGGUAAAGGGGCCUGAUCUGAUUGAUGUCUCUGAAUAAAAUGCAUGCUAGCUUGGCCCUGCAAAGAUCUCUUUCCAGGGCCUAAAAAAAAAAGGAUCUCUUUCCAGCACCUCCAUCCACUCUCGCCAACAGCAGAGAUUCCAUCUUUGUCAUGACAGUCUCUGGACAAAUCUCAGUGCUGCUCUUUGCUAACAAAUGCAUACCCUGCUUGGCAGCUCUUGCUGAUUCUUCAUCCAUACAUGCUGUCAAAAGAGCAGCCAAGUAGCCUGCAAGGUUCUUUUAAUCUUUUAAUCUUUUAGUCUUCUAAACUUGUCGGAGUGUAGGCCGGUCCAAAGCAAUCUGAACACUCUGGUGCAUCAUCUGUUAAUUCUUUACCUAAUGCCAACCACUAGCGUAAUAUGUCCCGCAACUCUCUUUUAGUUAAAAAGUGCUCAUAUUCUUCAGACAAAUCUGUCUGUAUGUAUGUUGCCUUUUGCUCUGGAACCGAAGGAGAGCACAUAGUUACUGCAGUCUGCAGAGCAGAAAUGUUCGGCCGGACGGGCGUGUACCGGGCGUUCAUGUUCAGCAGCCCGACGAUCCUGAUGUCCACCCCGGAGGCGUGCAAGCAGGUGCUCAUGGACGACGACGCUUUCAUCACCGGCUGGCCCAAGGCCACCGUCGCGCUCAUCGGCCCCAAAUCCUUCGUCGCCAUGCCCUACGACGAGCACCGCCGCCUGCGCAAGCUCACCGCCGCGCCCAUCAACGGCUUCGACGCGCUCACCAGCUACCUGCCCUUCAUCGACCGCACCGUCACCUCGUCGCUGCGCGCCUGGUCCGACGAGUCCGCCGCCGCCGGGGGCGAGGUCGAGUUCCUGACGGAGCUCCGGCGGAUGACGUUCAAGAUCAUCGUGCAGAUCUUCCUCGGCGGCGCGGACGACUACACCAUGCGCGCGCUGGAGCGGAGCUACACCGAGCUCAACUACGGGAUGCGGGCCAUGGCCAUCAACCUCCCCGGCUUCGCCUACCGCAGGGCCCUCAUGGCGCGCAAGAAGCUGGUGUCGGUGCUGCAGGGCGUGCUGGACGAGAGGAGGGCGGCGACGGCGAAGGGGUUCACGAGGUCCAGCAGCGUGGACAUGAUGGACCGGCUGAUCGAGGCGGAGGACGAGCACGGCCGGAGGCUGGACGACGACGAGAUCAUCGACAUCCUCAUCAUGUACCUCAACGCGGGCCACGAAUCCUCCGGCCACAUCACCAUGUGGGCCACCGUCUUCCUCCAGGAAAACCCAGACAUCUUUGCAAGGGCUAAGGCCGAGCAGGAGGAGAUCAUGAGGAGCAUUCCACCGACGCAGCAGGGGCUGACGCUGAGGGACUUCAGGAAGAUGGAGUACCUCUCACAGGUGAUCGACGAGACGCUGCGCUCCGUCAACAUCUCGUUCGUGUCGUUCCGUCAGGCGACCAAAGACGUCUUUGUGAACGGGUACCUGAUCCCAAAGGGUUGGAAGGUUCAGCUGUGGUACAGAAGCGUUCACAUGGACCCUGAAGUUUACCCUGACCCCAAGAAGUUCAACCCAUCAAGAUGGGAGGGCCAGACGCCGAGAGCCGGCACAUUCCUUCCAUUUGGACUCGGGGCGAGGCUGUGCCCCGGCAACGAUCUCGCAAAGCUGGAGAUCUCCGUCUUCCUCCACCAUUUCCUUCUUGGUUACAAGCUGACGAGGACGAACCCAAAGUGCCGGGUCAGAUACCUGCCUCACCCUAGGCCGGUGGACAACUGCUUGGCGAAGAUCACCAAAGUGUCAGAGGAAUAAUAAGUUAGCAAACCUAGCUGGGGCCGAAAAGGGCCGGACCAUUGUCCUCAGUGCAAAAAUAAAACAAACGGGUAAAGUAUUGCAUGACAUGUUCUAGGCAUCAACAAUGUGGCUGUCUGUAUUGAUAUGUUGGGCUGUUUCCUUCUUGUUGUC
Phragmites australis (common reed) is the source of this 1940-nucleotide messenger RNA. RefSeq names its product cytochrome P450 88A1-like. Gene Ontology annotation, molecular function: heme binding; iron ion binding; ent-kaurenoic acid monooxygenase activity. The transcript is spliced from 7 exons. The record is from RefSeq and is a predicted model, not a curated record. Gene Ontology annotation, biological process: multicellular organism development; brassinosteroid homeostasis; sterol metabolic process. NCBI's taxonomy places the organism in Eukaryota, Viridiplantae, Streptophyta, Magnoliopsida, Poales, Poaceae. Bases 402 to 1787 code for a protein of 461 amino acids. Gene Ontology annotation, cellular component: endoplasmic reticulum.